ACCCCGUCAAGCAUGGGGAAGACAGCCUCACGCAGAGAUGCAGCCGCCCGAGCUGAACGUAAAUUCGAAAAGAAGCUCGAGUUUUAUGCUAAGGUUAAACAGACAGUUACUUCAUUAGCUGCCCAGAAGUCUAUUACUAAGAAGAAAGUAAGAAGCAGGCAAAAGAAAUUAAAGGCUUAUGAUCUUUCCGAGCUUUCGGAGUUUCUCCCAGAGUUCAAAGCCUCUCAGCAACCAAAACCUGCAGAGUUCAAGUUGAAAAGUAAAAAUAGGAAAAAUUUAGUGUUGAAGGAAGGCAAUCAGUUUCAUGCAGUUGUUAAUCAUCCUGCUUUCCAGGCAGAUCCGUUGGGUGCCAUUCAUCAACAUCUUCAAAGCACGCAGCCGACCCUGGAUGAAAAGCCAAAAAGAAGGGAAAACAAAAAUGGAAAUAGAAAAGGAAAAAAGAAAUCUACCAACUGUCGCCGGUCGUUACCGCUCGAACCACCGCGACUUUCCACCACCUCAACCAACGACCACCAACGUCAUUGCGCUUUGCAUGGUGCGACGUGGUGCGGCGUGGAGCGACGUGGUGCGGCUUGUAAAGAUCCCCAUUUGCCAAAUUUUGGCGUGUUGGUCUGUGUUCAUAGUAGUUCAUAG
Nicotiana tabacum (common tobacco) is the source of this 633-nucleotide messenger RNA. The record is from RefSeq and is a predicted model, not a curated record. NCBI's taxonomy places the organism in Eukaryota, Viridiplantae, Streptophyta, Magnoliopsida, Solanales, Solanaceae.